CCACUUUUUCUUUUCCUUUUGUGUCAGACCCAAUUCUCACUUCUUCAACACAAUACAUAAUUCCCCUUUUCAGUCACCCUCAACUAACUACGACCACCGCAACGCCGCCACCCUUCCUCCGUCAGUUGUUGCAUGACCGCCACACACCCCUAAUUAAACUUUGGACCACAAAAAAGCUGCGUGCUAAACCAUUACCAUCACAAUUUCAAAGGUUCUAUAGUCGCACUUUCAAAUUCUCAUGCUAUUCACUCUCCACACACCACCCACCAUAUCAUGGAACCUUCUCAAAACCCACCACACAACAAAACAAUCAACACCCACUAAUCAAAAUCUUAUUUUUAGAAGAGUGAAAGCUUUUUCUGAUGGUGGGGUUCAGAAAGAUUCCCAACCGAUUCGACUUCCUUUUGUGGUUAAGAGUCCUACCAAAGUGUCUAGAUUCUUCUGGAAUGGUAGCUGCUUGCAGUUGGUAACUGUUGAUGGUGGUGGUGCUUCUUCUGAUGAUGAUGGAUUGUUUAGGGUGUUUGGUUCUGUUGUUAGGGAUUUCUUCAUUCCAAGACAGGUUACUGGGAAUUACAUGGAUUAUGUGAAGUGGAAGCUGCUUCAUCGUGUUUUCAGCUCUGCACUUCAAGUUCUUGCCACUCAGGCAAUGUUUACAGCCAUAGGAGUCGGAUACUCCAGUUCCCUUCCAUCAGCUGCUGCCCUUAAUUGGGUCUUAAAAGAUGGACUUGGACGACUAAGCAGAUGCAUAUACACUGCUAGCCUAGCAUCUGCUUUUGAUACUAAUUUAAAGAGGGUCAGGUUCGUCACAUCUGUUCUUUUUGUUGGAAGCAUUGGACUUGAGUUACUUACUCCUGCAUUUCCUCGAUUCUUCCUGCUGCUUGCAACUAUUGCCAAUAUUGCUAAACAAAUAAGCCUGGCGUGCUACUUAGCAACUCGGUCAGCUGUUCAUCAAAGUUUUGCCAAAGCAGACAACCUUGGUGAAAUUUCUGCUAAAGCACAGAUUCAAACAGUAUGCUUUGACAUCCUUGGUCUCAUGCUUGCUGCCCUUGUAAAUAUGUGGAUAGGGAACCAUCAAAGACCACAUGCAGGUCUCCAUUUCAUUGUUUAUCCCUUCUUUGCUUCUAUGGACCUUUUCGGGAUUUAUCAAGGACUAAAGCAUGUCCAUCUGCAAACGUUGACUAAGGAUAGGCUUGAAAUCAUUCUGAAUACUUGGAUUGAAUGUGGAUCUGUGCCCUCCCCGGCAGAGGUGAGCGAGAAAGAAGUAAUUAACUUUCUUGGAGUUAAAGGUAAAAGCUUGUGGCCAAUUAGAAUUGGAUGCAUAAAUCCCAAGGACCAAAUACCCAAGUGGUCAAUGAAGACAAUACAAAGCAUAACUGAUGAGGAUUAUUACUUUGUAUGCAUGGAGAUCUUCAAAGGAUUAAAAAGAACUGGGCAGCACCGUAUCGUUCUCUCCAUCCGUGAAGGAGCCGAAGCAGUGCAUAUAAUUAUGGGUUUGCUGCAGGCUUGCUACAUCAGAAGGACACUUGUGAACAGAAGUAAGUUGGACAGUAUAGGGGAAAACAAUGCAUCAAACUCAGCACUUGAAGAUUGGUCUGCAAUUGUUGAGGAUGGAAAGAGGUCUGCAGAAAGGGAUGUAACUAAUUUGAUUGAACAAAUGGUGGGAAUGGGUUGGGUGGUGAAGAACAUUUUAUUGUCAAAGCAAGAGCAGGCUAGAUACAGUUUUGUGUGUGAUUAGGGAGAUGGUUUUCAAAUUUUGGUUGGCUCCUUAAUAUCAUGGGAGUGUUUGGGGUUUACUAUUCAUUUUAAAAUUAACCUUUAGGUCAUUGGUUUUACUUAAGAAGGAAAAAAAUAAGAUGCUAAUUGUUAAUAAAAAAAAUGUAAAAAAAUGUAUCUUAACAUAUUAAUUAUUUGUCAUGUAUUUUACCACAUCCAAACUGAUUCACUUUACUUUACGUGAGAAUGUAUUUUCCAAAAUAAUA
This is a messenger RNA of Cicer arietinum (chickpea), 1979 nucleotides long. RefSeq names its product protein root UVB sensitive 4. The record is from RefSeq and is a predicted model, not a curated record. NCBI's taxonomy places the organism in Eukaryota, Viridiplantae, Streptophyta, Magnoliopsida, Fabales, Fabaceae.